AUGGAACAUCAGAAGCCUGCAGGAGAGUUACAACCCCUAGAUAUCCCUGAGUGGAAAUGGGAUAGCGUAUCUAUGGAUUUCAUAGUAGGAUUACCGAUGACAGCGGGUAAACAUGAUGCGAUGUGGGUUAUAGUAGACCGUCUGACUAAGUCCGUGCACUUUCUUGCUAUGAAUGUCAAAGAUUCUCCCGAAAAGUUAGGAGGCUUUACAUCAAGGAGGUUGUUAGGCUGCAUGAAAUACCAUCCAGACCUGAUACAUGUCAUAAGUUAUGAUGACAUUGUGCUCCGAGACAACCUGUUUUUUGAGGUUAGACCAGAGCGAAUCAUUGAUCAAAAGAUCAAGCAGCUAAGGAACAAGCAGAUUUCACUGGUCAAGGUGGUUUGGAAGGGUCUUUCCCCUAAAGAAGCCACAUGGGAGAUGGAGAUCGAGAUGAAGGAAAAGUACCCUGAACUUUUCUAUUAA
Neltuma alba is the source of this 462-nucleotide messenger RNA. RefSeq lists its product as uncharacterized. The coding region runs from base 1 to 462 and encodes 153 amino acids. Gene Ontology annotation, molecular function: nucleic acid binding. The record is from RefSeq and is a predicted model, not a curated record. Lineage: Eukaryota; Viridiplantae; Streptophyta; Magnoliopsida; Fabales; Fabaceae. The transcript has 2 exons.